Messenger RNA from Vigna unguiculata (cowpea), 521 nucleotides. Its product is annotated as taximin. The record is from RefSeq and is a predicted model, not a curated record. Lineage: Eukaryota; Viridiplantae; Streptophyta; Magnoliopsida; Fabales; Fabaceae.
UUAAAUUUAAUUUUGAAAAUUCAACACAACACACGCUUUUUCCGUUACAUAGCCAAAUCAUCACUUCUCUCAUUUUUUUCUUCACAUUCAAAGAAGCAAGUCAAAUUAUCAUGGGAGAAGAAGGUUGCGAGUGCAGGCCACUAGGGUUCUUGAUCGGAUUGCCCUUUGCUCUCUUGGCCUUGAUCUUAUCUCUUGUUGGCGCAGUUAUCUGGGUUUUUGGAUCGGUAUUGAGUUGCUUGUGUCCUUGCUGUAUUUGCUGCGCGGGAUUGGCGAAUUUGGCUGUGAGUCUGGUAAAGCUUCCGGUAAAAGUUCUGAGAUGGUUCACACGACAAAUUCCUUGCUAGAAAUUUUUUUCCUCUGCACCUUUUCGAUUCGUUUGUAGCAUUUGAUGGGUCUUGUCAUGGCCCAUUUCUAUUUCUUGGGAUUUCCCUCUUCUUGUGAUUCAUUGGAUUCAUAACCCUCAUUUACCGUUAAUAUUUGAUUCUUUUUCGUCUUCUCAACGAAUGAUGCUUUUUUUUUUU